AUGACAGUACUAAUAAUUUGUGAAACGUCAUUCUUGGACCUUAAUACGUUUUCCCAUCUCAGUGAAGUGGGUCAGUUUGACAAUCUAGAGCAAGGUAAGGUAAACGAAAUCAAACAAGAAGACAGGGACAACUAUGAAGGGCAUACUGAUAAAAUCAAACAAGAAGACAGGGACAACUAUGAAGGGCAUACUGAUAAAAUCAAACAAGAAGACAGGGACAACUAUGAAGGGCAUACUGAUAAAAUCAAACAAGAAGACAGGGACAACUGUGAAGGGCAUACUGAUAAAAUCAAACAAGAAGAUAGGGACAACUAUGAAGGGCAUACUGAUAGAAUCAAACAAGAAGACAGGGACAACUAUGAAGGGUAUACUGAUAAAAUCAAACAAGAAGACAGGGACAACUGUGAAGGGCAUACUGAUAAAAUCAAACAAGAAGAUAGGGACAACUAUGAAGGGCAUACUGAUAAAAUCAAACAAGAAGACAGGGACAACUAUGAAGGGCAUACUGAUAAAAUCAAACAAGAAGACAGGGAUAACUAUGAAGGGCAUACUGAUAAAAUCAAACAAGAAGACAAGGACAACUGUGAAGGGCAUACUGAUAAAAUCAAACAAGAAGACAGGGACAACUAUGAAGGGCAUACUGAUAAAAACAUCCAUAACCAGGAGAAUAGUUUUAAGUUAGAAGAACAUUAUUGA
Molecule: messenger RNA, 696 nt
Organism: Limulus polyphemus (Atlantic horseshoe crab)
Lineage: Eukaryota; Metazoa; Arthropoda; Merostomata; Xiphosura; Limulidae
Product: prostatic spermine-binding protein-like
Exons: 2
Coding region: 1-696 (231 amino acids)
Source: RefSeq, a predicted model, not a curated record